Molecule: messenger RNA, 466 nt
Organism: Condylura cristata (star-nosed mole)
Lineage: Eukaryota; Metazoa; Chordata; Mammalia; Eulipotyphla; Talpidae
Gene: NDUFB1
Product: NADH dehydrogenase (ubiquinone) 1 beta subcomplex, 1, 7kDa
Exons: 3
Coding region: 16-393 (125 amino acids)
Cellular component (GO): mitochondrion
Source: RefSeq, a predicted model, not a curated record
UGACGGAAGUUUCUAAUGUGUGAGGUCUCAAAUGGACGUAGAGGAAACGCAACGAGAAGAGACAUAAGAGGUUUGAGUUCCCGGCGCCACCCCUCUGUUUUGAGGGGGCGCGGCGAAUGGCACGUCCCGAGGCGGCCACUUCCGCCGGCGCUGGGAGCGGGACUCGCUGCUGCCCUUGGUCGCUGGGUCGUUGUUGGCUUCGAGGCCGCAGCAUCCACAAUGAACUUACUUCAGAUGGUACGGGACCACUGGGUACAUGUCCUUGUACCAAUGGGGUUCGUCCUUGGAUGUUAUCUGGACAGAAAGAAUGAUGAAAAGCUAACUGCCUUCCGGAAUAAGAGUAUGCUAUUUAAAAGGGAAUUGAGACCCAAUGAAGAAGUCACCUGGAAGUAGAAGCUGUGGCUGAGAUACAGGAUGUUCUCAUCAUAAAAAUUAUGAGAGAAAUAAAGGCAUUAUUUACCGUGAA